GCGGUGGAAGGAUGGGUCAUAUUCAUUGGCGGCGUUCACGAGGAGGCUAGUGAAGAAGAUCUGCACGACACCUUUGCCGAGUUUGGUGAAGUGAAGAACAUCUACCUCAACCUGGACAGGCGAACAGGAUAUGUGAAGGGCUAUGCCAUGGUGGAGUACGUGACAAAGAAGGAGGCACAGGAUGCUAUUGACAACAUGAACGGCCAGGAGUUCAUGACGCAGCCGCUGCUCGUCACAUGGUGCUUUGUGAAGGCAGCAGCUCGGAGGCGUGCUGCACGAUGA
Molecule: messenger RNA, 282 nt
Organism: Coccomyxa subellipsoidea C-169
Lineage: Eukaryota; Viridiplantae; Chlorophyta; Trebouxiophyceae; Coccomyxaceae
Exons: 2
Biological process (GO): RNA splicing
Cellular component (GO): cytoplasm; exon-exon junction complex; nucleus
Molecular function (GO): mRNA binding
Source: RefSeq, a predicted model, not a curated record